Messenger RNA from Cottoperca gobio, 1419 nucleotides. RefSeq names its product CCAAT enhancer binding protein delta (gene cebpd). The transcript has a single exon. The record is from RefSeq and is a predicted model, not a curated record. Lineage: Eukaryota; Metazoa; Chordata; Actinopteri; Perciformes; Bovichtidae. Gene Ontology annotation, molecular function: RNA polymerase II cis-regulatory region sequence-specific DNA binding; DNA-binding transcription factor activity, RNA polymerase II-specific. The coding region runs from base 221 to 1099 and encodes 292 amino acids. Gene Ontology annotation, biological process: DNA-templated transcription; regulation of cell differentiation; regulation of transcription by RNA polymerase II.
AGAAGCCCCAGAGAAGUGUCAAGUGUUGUCAAUGACAGAACCCUGACAUCCAACAACAAGGGCAGAAAUCCAAAGAAGAUUUUUCUAAAAAUAAGAAAGACAAAAGGGGCGCGUGGACAGAAAGUGAAGCCGCAGGGUUGUUGUGCUGUCUCAACUUUUCUAUUACAUUUUAACAAGUUUAUAUCCUUCCCAAAACCACGUGGGCACUCCACCAGGGUUCAUGUGUGACAUAUACAGCCUGGACUCUCACUGCGUGUCUCCACGAUGCAACAUGAGUUGGGCGAUGGAGCCUGCUAACUUCUACGAGAGCCACAAGCUGGGCGUCCCGCAGCAGGGGGUCUGCAAGCCGGGCAGCAGGAGCGAAUGUGCGGGCGAGGACGGCACCAUGGUGGAGCUGAGCACCGCCCCUGCCAUGUACGACGACGAGAGUGCCAUCGACUUCAGCCAGUACAUCGAGUCCAUGACAGCCGUGCCAAACCUGGAGCUGUGCAACGAUGAGCUCUUCCUGGACCUGUUCAACACUGUGAAGCAGGAGAAGGCGGAUUUCUACAACAUGCAGAACCCCGUGCUGCCCGGCGACAUGCAGCAGCUGUCAGCCGCGUACGCAGCGGAGAGGAAGGCGGACAGCGGGCUGGACAGAGUGGCGUACAGCGCGCCUAUCAAGCAGGAGUCCGACUGGAGUGACAGCGACAUGUCUUCACCCCUGCCUUCCCAGAUCGAGAGCUGCGCUCAGACCUCCGUCAGCCUCACCACAGGGCAGCCAACUCCACCCACCACCCCGGAGCCUGGCUCCAAUGUCAGCUCGGCCAAAUCCUCCCCGCGGAAGAUCGGCAGAGAGAAAGGGAAGAAGGUGGACAGGUACAGCAUAGAGUACCGACAGAGGCGAGAGAGGAAUAACGUUGCAGUGAGGAAAAGCAGGGAUAAAGCCAAGAGGCGCAACACGGACAUGCAGCAUAAAUUGCUUGACCUGAACUCUGAGAACGACAGGCUUCAUAAAACUGUCGAGCAGCUAACCAGAGAGCUCUCCGGGCUCAGAGAUUUCUUCAAGCAGAUGCCCAACUCCUCCUUCCCGGGCUCCACAAGUGCAGCGCACCGGUGACAGAUCAAUUAUCCUAUGAACUGAGCUUCUAGGAAACAUACCUCAACAGACAUUUUUUACCAUCUGUACCAGAUGUAUUUUAAGCUUACCAUAAUGGCACUGGAAAAUAUAUGAUGUUGCUGCCAUAUUUUUUGUGGGAUUUUUCUCUAUUAAAUUAUUUUACCACUGCAUUUACAUGAUGUUAUACCUGAUAUGGUACUUGUUUUAUAAUUCAAAACUUUGUAUAAGAGCCAGAGCAUGAUCUUUUAUAUAGUUUGUAUGAAACCUUGAAAACAUUUGUUUAUGGAAUCUAUAAUAAAAUUGCUGAAAAGGUGCAGAAA